Molecule: messenger RNA, 415 nt
Organism: Thamnophis sirtalis
Lineage: Eukaryota; Metazoa; Chordata; Lepidosauria; Squamata; Natricidae
Source: RefSeq, a predicted model, not a curated record
AUGGGUCACCUUGCUUACUUCAGCCUUUGUUUUCUUGGCAUCUUCUUCACCAGUCCUUUCCUUCAAGUGAAAGCUGACACCUGUGCCAGAGAAUGGUUGCAAAACCAAGGAAACUGCUAUGCAUAUUUUGAUCAGAAGUUGACAUGGCAUGAAGCUGAGAUUGAGUGCCAGAGCUAUCACCGUGGGGCCCACCUUGCCUCCAUCCUUACCACAGCAGAGACACUCUUGGUGGCUGAGCAUGUAUCCACUUACCAACGGGAACUUGGUAAUGUCUGGAUUGGACUCCAUGAUGUCCGUCAGACUGGGAAGUGGAGAUGGGCUGAUGAAUCCACCUAUAACUACAAAUCCUGGAUGACUUACCAGCCAGACAACUAUGGCAACAAUGAGCACUGCGUGGAACUGCAACGAUCCACAG